UUCCGAGUCCAGUAUGGCGGACAGCGAGAGUGAUGUGGAGACAGACGGGCUUGAUUUAGCCCUAGAAACGCUGUGUACCACACACUGUACAGACGAGGCGUCUCUCAACAGUAAAGCGUACUGUUCUGCGUUUUGUAAGCUGGUUGAAGAAUACACUGGACAAUGGCAUGUUCCCCUCCCUCAGCUCAAAGUACUCCGGACCGCUCUCUGCAGUUUCACCAAAGCCACUGCUGUCUUCCCUGAUGACUGCCAACACAUUCACUAUGUCCUUAGCAGUCUGGCUUUGAGCUUCUUUGAAUUGUUGCUGUUUUUCAGCAAAGAAGAAUAUGGGGAGCAGCCUCUAAAAGAUAUUUUUGAUUCUUUUCUGGAAUGCCACUCUCAACUUUUGAGACACAGAAAUAUUUACCUACACCAUGUCAAGUUGACUCUCAAGUCUGGGGGCCCAUGGGAGAAUCCUGUACUACAGAGAAUCCUAAAGGAAGCAGACAUACUACAAAAAGAGGUUGAGGAGUACUUGAGCUCAGAGCUGCCCAUACUCCUUGAGCUGCGAGUUCGGUAUUUGCAGGCCUGUGAGCGUUUACAGGAAGCGAUGGCACUUUGUAAGUGCUGCCUGGAAAAUCAGGAUAUGGGAAAACAUUUAUUCUUCCAUCAGGCCUACCUGACUUGCCUCUACAAGUCAUCGCUGCAUGAACACCUUCUCAAAGAGGUGGCAGAAAUUGAUGGGCGUGACGCUGUAGAGAUCAUCUGUAACACAGAGAGUGUUGAAAAAGACGAGCUCCUGCUGUCACUCUGUAAGACUUUUCUUAGUCAGCAGCUACACAAUGGAGACAUGUACUACAUUUGGGACCUGGUGUUCAUUUGGAGCAGAUUGUACCUCAGAGCUCAUCCCUCAAGACACGAGUUUAUCUCCGAGUGUUUGAAGUUGUCGUUUUCUGCAACUAAUGUCAGAGCCAUCUUCCCUUUUAUCAAACUGGUUCAUACAGAGCUCGGUGAGGAGGGGAUUCAGGUGUGCGUGGAGCUGUGUGCCAGGGCGCUGCAGUUGUGCGACCUCCGCUCUGAUGCAGUAACACGGUCUCUGGUGUGUAAGACUAUUGCCUUCCUGCUGCCACACGACCUGGAGAUGUGCCGAGCCUGUGCCCUUCUGGUGUUCUGUCAGGAGCGCAGUCUGGAGGCCUACCGCACUGUCUGCUCUUUGUACAAGCAUCCUGAUGAUGAGCUGCACCCUCACAACAGCCCUCUCAGGACCUGCAUACGCUUCCAUAUUCUACAGAAACUAAAGGAGCAUUUGUGUUUUGACCCUGAGUUUUGGAACCUUCUGACUCUGAGGACGCACUGCUUGGAGUUGAUCAGUGACAAAGCCAUGCAGGCGGCUGUCCUGAAUGAAAUCGAAGAAGAGGAGAAAUAUUGUGCAGCUCAGGCAGUUUACAACUGUGCUGACGAACUUCAAGUAGUAGAACUAGAAUCUCUCAAACCUUCUGCGUGUAAUAGAAAUGUGAAUGGCCCAAAGGAGAACCCAGACAGUGAGAAAGUUAAACCUCUGACCCAAACAGAAAAUGUACCAAAGAGAAGACGAGGGAGGAGACGAAAAGAUGAAAUGAAGAAAGAGACAGAGAAAGUGGUCAACGAGGUUAAUACAGAAGAUGAUCCAGAGGUUGUUUAUAACAUUAAACCCAAUUAUUCAAGCAAAUCUGACUCGUAUUCACUCAGACACAACCACAAAAAUAGAGAAAACGCUGCGCCUGUUAAAUUUCCAUUAAACCGUAAACGAGAGUACUUGACCAGGUGCGUGAAGAGCCAGCUCCUGACGCGAAAAGGACACAAAAAGUGGCUACAGGGUGUUCAAACUCUUGACCGUGAAGAGUAUUUAAAAGUCAAAAAGAUCAUGUACAAAGGCAAGAAACGAGGAAGGAAACCAUUUUAUAGACUUGAGCUAAGUUAUCCUGACAAUGAAAUUCAGCUUGUAAUUGAAAUGCAAUCUAAGGACAGUAUAAUAGCUACUUCUGAAGAGGAAGGCAUUGAGUCCAUAAAUGAUAUAGCAGAGGACUCUCAAACAGUGCCAGUAACCAGUCCUCCUAAAGAAGCCGACUCUGCUCUUGUCCCAGCUGUAGAGGGGGAUCCUGAGCUGGAUGGACCGCUGUAUGAACUGAUGGAUUCUGCCGUAGAGGUUUUUCAUAAUUACUGCCUCAAUUCUGACACAGCUGAGGAUGAGGAAGAACAAUCAAACGAGACAAUAAAGUCUGCAAAAUCUAAAGAUAGCACAAAGUCAAAAGAUCCCAUUAAAGACAAACCCAAGGAGUUAGUUGAAGCACCAAAACAGCCCAAUGGAUCUGAAGAAGCAAAGCCAUCAGUGGAUACAGAAGAGGCAAAGUCUGAUCAGGAGGUAAAAGGGAAGAGCAUAUGGCAGGAGAAAUUAUUACGGACACAGAAAUACAGCCACAUCAUUCACUCGUGUAAAUUCUGCAACAAAACCUACAGGGGCCUGAAUGUGAUGAGACAUGCCCUCUCGCACCUGAAGAAGAAACGUAAACAUUGUAUCCUGUGUGGCCAACGCUUUAGGGAGUUCUCUGUGGCAAGCAAGCACAUCCAAGAACAUAUAGAAGAAAUGAGCAAACAAAAACCUGGUGGUGACAAUAAAACUGGUGAAGAUAGCAAAACAAAUGAGACCAAUGAAGAAAAUCAUGUUGGCAAACCAAGCAACAAUAACAACACUGACGAGAAAAAGGCAGUGCCAGACAGCGGCACAUCUCAGCAGACCCCUACAGCCAAUGGUACAGAAACUCCAAGCCCACCCAUACCUUUUGAUGAUAACCCAAAAGAAGAUGAAAACCUAAAACCAUCUGAAACCAAGGAGCCCAGAUCCACUACCAAACCAAAACCUUGCCGAUUCAAAUUCACUGAGCUAAAAAGAGAGGAGCGGAUUGCGAGACACGUUCUCAAUCUCUUUAAAAAGCGAUACGUGUUCAGCAAAUUUAACCAGAAUGCUAUACCUCGUGACUUCGUAUUGAGUGAGGAGCAGGUGGUGAUUGAUGGAGAUUUGGUGAUACUGAAAAAUGUGCCCAUGCGUCAGGAAGGAUUGAAUUGCGAAAAUGAAAAAAUGGAUGCAUCAACUGAGAAAGAGGACCAAGGAGAAGAGGCUGAAAACAUGUCUGAGAAAGAUGAAGAAAGAAAAGGGGAUAGUGCAGAGGAGACCAAAAAGGAGGGAGCGAAGAAAGAGGAGGAUGGUGCCGUGGAGGGCAAAGAGGCAGAGAUGGAAGCACAGUUUGUCAGUAAAGACCUUGUGUAUUACUUGUGUCCUGGCGAGGGAUGUGACAAAGUGUUCUACAAGAUCGGCCACACCAUGACAAGACACGCUAUGAAGUACCACCUGAGUGAGGAGAAGAUUCAGGAGGUCAUCUUCAAAUGGUCCAAACAAAAGUGCAUUCUUUGCCACAGGCAGUUCAAUCUUCUCCCACACUUCAAGGGCCACCUGAAGCUUCACCUGGAGCACCCUCAGUACUUCUGUUACCACCAGAGCUGCGGGCGGCGCUUUGAGUCCUUCCAGGAACUGAGAAACCACGAGGCCCAGCACACGCCACUCAGACCCCAAUGCAUGUACACGGCCUGCGAGAACGUCUUUAACAACAUGUUUGGUCUGAGCGACCACGAGUGGAGACACUACAUCCCCACACCUUUGAAAAGUGACUUAGAAACUGGCACCAACAAAGGCAAGCGCCACAGCGAGGAAGCCCCUUGGAAGCAGAGGGUCAAAGUUGAAGAGUUGUGGCUACAGAAUAAAAAUACCCCAAGAGAGGAAAUCAACUUGAAACAGUUUGAUAGAGAAUUAAAUGAUUCAAAGAGUAAUGAUGAUUCAGAAACUUGGAAUGAUGAGACCAGUGCUAAAACUGUUAAUGGAUAUUAUGAACAAACAGACCCACUGUCCCAUACUCAAAAACAAGCUUCUUCAAAACAAAAAGCACCACCAGAACCGGACCCUAUAAAUGUCAAAAACCGCAUGGAGGACACUACCAUAGCAAGCGUGUGUGAAACAAGUGGCCCAGAGGUUCCUCUAAUUGAGGAACACAAAACAUUUAAACCCAACGAUCCUGCAUAUAAGCCCUUGUUCAAAGCCCCUCUUCUACGACCCCCUCCAUCCAUGUACAUGACCGAAUCAGAGCUGUCGAUGCGUAAGAGGAAAAUGGAACAGACUGCCUCUGCUCCUGUUGUAAAGAAGAUCCUGACUUGGAACCAGCGCAAAAAGGAAUCUGCUGUCACAGAUGCGCCCAAACAAAAGCUUGAACCAGAGCCCAAGAUUAGGCACCGCUGUGAAAAAUGUCUGUCGUUUUUUGGUUCUCCUGAAGAAUUAAAGAAACACAAAUCGCUCAACACCUGCUCUGCACUUUUUGGUUUUGACUCAGACGAUGAAAGUUGAUGAGAACUGAAGCAUUGAAUGAGGUGGUUCUUGCACUCUUCACACUACCCAUUGGUUGGCUGCAUUGUUUUUCUUUAUACAAAUGGAAUAGUGUGUUAAAAUACCUUUUUAUUUUUGUUUUAUAUGUGAAGCUGUGGUGUUUCUACUGCUUCAUCAAAGAAAUUAUUUCUGUAAAUGAAUUCUCUGAACAGUUUGACAACUUUUACAUAGUUAUUCUCAAGAAACCUCACAAAAAAUACUUAAUUUUUGCAGUGUUUUGCAUUGAAAAUUGUAUGUAUGAACUAAAUGAUCAGUACUUUAAA
Boleophthalmus pectinirostris (great blue-spotted mudskipper) is the source of this 4710-nucleotide messenger RNA. RefSeq names its product zinc finger protein 654. NCBI's taxonomy places the organism in Eukaryota, Metazoa, Chordata, Actinopteri, Gobiiformes, Gobiidae. Gene Ontology annotation, molecular function: DNA-binding transcription factor activity, RNA polymerase II-specific; DNA binding. The transcript is spliced from 12 exons. Bases 14 to 4408 code for a protein of 1464 amino acids. Gene Ontology annotation, cellular component: nucleus. Gene Ontology annotation, biological process: regulation of transcription by RNA polymerase II. The record is from RefSeq and is a predicted model, not a curated record.